Venturia canescens is the source of this 4662-nucleotide messenger RNA. Its product is annotated as pyridoxal-dependent decarboxylase domain-containing protein 1. Gene Ontology annotation, molecular function: carbon-carbon lyase activity; pyridoxal phosphate binding. The coding region runs from base 91 to 2499 and encodes 802 amino acids. Gene Ontology annotation, cellular component: intracellular membrane-bounded organelle. Gene Ontology annotation, biological process: carboxylic acid metabolic process. The transcript has 10 exons. NCBI's taxonomy places the organism in Eukaryota, Metazoa, Arthropoda, Insecta, Hymenoptera, Ichneumonidae. The record is from RefSeq and is a predicted model, not a curated record.
CCUUGUAAAUUUACGACUUUCUUCGCAUGACGUGUGAAUAUUUGGUUGUAAGAUUUGUUAGUACGGCCCUGCGCCACGACUACUGCCACGAUGGCCGAAGAGCCCGACCCAAACGAACGAGCGAUGAUGGAAAAUGUGACGCAAAACGAGAUAAAGGUCAGUGCCGGAGGACCCACAGUUAACAACGAUGAAAACGAAGUUGCUAUACUCGAGUUUCAAGCGUCUCAAGUUAUUUCGAGGCUCGAAGAAGCUGUUGAAAGGGCCACCGAGGGUGGUGGAACAACAUGGAAUAAUCCAUCAGGUUUUUUAUCACAACCAAAAACAGCCCAAGAAAUUUUAUCACUCAUACAGGAUCUUGUUAUACAUGAAGAUUCACCGCAAACAAACGAAGAUGGGACCUCUGAGGGAGCAGUGAGCCAAAUAACAAGUUUACCACCACUGACCGAAGCUGCUAAAUUGGCACUCGUAGUACAUUCUGUUUCUGCUUAUGCAGUUGCUUUACCCAGGCCUCAUGCUCAACGUCUAGCAGGACGUCUUGCUGCUGAUACAACGAGAUGGCUUAGUCAUAUAUUCCAUUUUGUUGAUUGUGCUUCAUCCUUUCACGAGGAUCAUCUGGAAGGAUUGGUUCGAGUCACCAGACUUGCGCUUCACAGAAAGUAUCCACGCUACAUGGAGGAAGGAUUCACCGCUUUAGCCUCAUCCCCACCAUUAAUCUACAGCUCUAUUGCUGCUCCCCUGGGUGUUGUGCAACACUUAUGUCGCCAGCUCUCAUUGCCGCUGCACUGUGUUCGGCCUAUUCCACACAAUACGAUGUUCGGAUCGCCACAAAGUAUGGACGUAUCAGCACUAGAACGUCGACUAGCCGAGGACAGUCAAUCAAAUGUCGUUACGCCACUUUUAGUUCUCGCUGAAGCCGGCUCGGUACUUACUGGUCACUGCGAUAAUAUACCUCGUUUACGUGAAAUUUGCGAUAAAUAUAACGUCUGGCUUCACUUGCGAGGACAUUCUUUAGCCGCUCUGGCAUUGAACAACUUCACUAAAGAUUUGCCUUCCAAGAUUGCCGACAGCAUUACACUGCCUCUCGGAGUCUGGUUGGGUAUUCCUUCAUUGCCGGUGGUUACAUUGUACAGACUGACUGAUACGAAGGGUGGAAGACCGACACAAAGAGACACAACAUUGUCACUCAUAUCUGGAUUGAUGGCAGAUUCAUUGUCUAGACGAUUGCCAACUUUACCACUAUGGGCGGCCUUGCAGGUUCUAGGUCGAGACGGCAUACAAAAUAGGUUCAAAAGGUGCUUCGUUGUCGUUGAGCAAUUCUAUCAUAAAAUUAAAAAAUUGCCAUGCAUCAGUGUGCUGAGUCAAGCUCCUGGGGGUGAAAAUGGAACUUAUACGAUAAACGAUCUUUCGACGGCUGUUAUAAACAGUCCGCAACUCUUUGAGAUCAUAGCGAGCGCCAUUGUGUUCCAAUUUGCACCAGCCGAUCGUGAUUCACAAUCCACCGAGCGUAUACCGCCUUAUUACGAUAAACUCAAUUCUUGGCUUGGACAAAUUUUACAACGUGAUAUCAGCAACGUGCAGAUUGAACUUUGUGAAAUAGAACAGCAUGGCGUGGCUAUAAGAAUGUGUCCUCUUGAAAAUCCCGAGAGACCACCCAGCGAUGAAGAUAUUGAAAAUGUCAUUGCUUGCCUCGAGCAGCAAGUGGAAAUUUUAUUGGCAACCGUUGAGCACAAAGAUACUUUUGUUCGUCUUGUAACGGAUCAUGAUUGUCUUCAUCUCGUUGAUAUGCCUGGUUGGGCGGGUCUGGGUGGUGUACGUUAUGCUCCACCAACUUGGAUUCAUGUUAUGACCGAUCAAGCGAAAGAAGAAUUGAACAGACUGAACAUACAGCUCGUCGAGGCACUUCGAAGCACAGACGCGGCUUUUUCACUUGGUGAAGGCGCUGAUGGGCUAGCCUGUGUUCGUUUUGGAAUGGUUACACAGGAUACAGAUGUCGCCGAAUUACUGUCGUUAGUAUUGCAAGUUGGUCAAGAGGUCGAAGCGAGCUCGAAACUCCUUGACACGAUGUCGGAAGUCGUGAAACGGGGUAUCGAGGCAGCACAAACGGAUCUGGAACGGGAAAACGCGGAGAAACUUUGGCAAGAAGGAAUUUUACGUCACGUCCCGGUUGUCGGAACGUUCGUCAAUUGGUGGAGUCCACCCUCGAAAGAGGCUGGAGUACGUGGUCGCAGUUUGAAUUUACAAGCUGGUGUCGUCGAGAGUACGGAGAAUAUAUACAAGUACCACAUGCAACUACAGCCGAAUUCGACAAACAGCAACGGUUCAGGGGCAAGAACACCCCCGCAGCCACUCGUCCAGACCCCAGUCGGUGCGGGAAGUCAGAGUCACAGUCGUUCGUCCAGUCAUUCCAGUCUUCAGAGUGGCAAAAGCAACGUAGCGGCGAUAACGAACUCAUCACCGCAGCCGCAAACGAAGGAGGCCCUUGGCGAAGUACGCUCGUAGUAAUUUUCGUUUCAGUCUCUUAUCUUGGAAUCGGAGAAGAGCAUAAUUCGAAUGAAAAAUUAUUCGAGCAAUGUAGUCAGCUUCCUAAUCAAUCCCGUUUCGCAGUAGAGAAAAAACGAUAAAAAAAUUAACGAUUUUUCCACAAUUUCUGAAGCUCUGCCAAGAUCCUUCAAGCCGUAUUACAUUCAAAUAAAGUGUUCCUAAGAGGUUAUAAUGAAAAUAGAUAGCCACUGGUGAUUUCAAGAAGCGGUUGAAUUUCAUUUGGGCAUACAAUUAAUUUAUACAAAAUCAAAAUAUCAAAUAUGAAACUUCAUCAAGGCUGUUCGAUUACCUCUUCCUUAUAGUUACAUUUCAGUGUCCAUGGACGUUCAAAAAUGAAUUAAAUACAACGCAAAUUUUCAGUAUUUGGGCUGAAAAUAAUAUACUUUUAAAAAUCGGUCAUUUUUCUCUUACUACACAAUAGCAUCAAGAAAAAAUGCUGAAUAUUAAUGGGAAAUUUUACAUUGAAAGCCUCCAGAAUAUUCGCUCUGAUUUAAUACCCAAAGUAAAAAAUGAACUGUUGAAAAUGAUAAUUAUCAGUAGUUCAUAAUAGGAAUAAAUGACAAUGCAUUUAGGUGCCCUCAUUUCAAUAUUCAUUUUGUAACGUUUAUUUGGGUUUCACGUUUAUGGAGUUAGUUUGAGUUCGUUAAAAGAAGCUUUUACAAUUUUUUACUUUACUAAUAUCCACUGAUCUUUUCGAUGAACACAGUAAUUGUCUCUCUUCUAUAAGUGGUUUCGUCUGUUUGUUGAAACGAACAUGAAUCAGUUCUCGAGAUAUCAAUAAUGGUCUGAAAUAAGUAAUCUCAAAAAAUAUAUCGAAUUUAUUGUUUUCGCGAUAGUUAUUGAUGGGGAAAAAAGUUUCUGUGAAAAAAUUUGGUCUUAAAAAUUUUCCAUUCAAACGAUGCUCGUUCUUGCUUGCAACGGAGACGAAGAUUCGAAUAAAUAUGUAUAUGUAUAUAUAUAUAUUUGUGUCAUCGAAAACUCGAGGUAUAUCUUAGGAUGUAUGAUAGUGAGGCGUUCGUUGGUAACCGGAGCAGUAAAGAAACGUUUGCUUUUCCCACCGAUGUUCCAGUGCAUUAAAAGAAAUGAAAAUUUAAAAAAACAUAGUUACGUACGCCUUCCUCUUUUAGUCUCAUUCUCUCUCUCUCUCUCUCUUCCUCUUCCUCGUGUGAGUUGGGAAGGAAGUAACUGAAAAUUGUCUGCAUUGACACACAUAUUAUUCGAACAGUAUUUGUCACGUGAAAAUUGCUUUCGUUUCAUUUUUACGUGUUUAUUAUUUUUACGGUGAUUCAUGCUGACCUCGACGUUUUUUUUUCAAUUACCUUGUCAGCUUCGUUGACCAAGUAUCGAAUACUUUCUUCUAACAAUAUAGCACAAUCGAAAACGUUUUUCCACAAUCGAAAUGUUUCCACCCAGAAUAUAAUAACGAUAAAUAUUUGAAUGUUUCUUUUCAUUCCUUUGUUCAAUUUUCUUUUCACUAUAAUUCCUUAACUAAGAAUUAUUCCUCAAGCACAAAUAUCUAUGCUUAUUAUGAAUAUGUGAUAAAACGAGAAAGAAAUAACCACGAGACCGUUUGUGAUCAGCUUCGAGUAUUAAGGUUUUCACAUUUAGGCCAUUCUCAGUUUUGUUUCUAACUUGUUCAUUUUUUUGUGAGCAUAUGAGAUCUUUUUUUUCUACCGAGAAUACUUUCCAUCGCGCGAAUUUGAAACGGAGAUCUCGAAUUUCAGAAACUGACGAUAUCCUAUGAAUAAUUGAACACUAUCAGAUGCAAUAUUAAAAUAACGGUUCCACCAAAGAUCCGGGCCUUUGCUUCCGAUACAAUUUACAGUUUUACGAGGUAAAUCCUCGUGUGGUACGCGACAGUUGGAAGAAGGUUCGAAGGGUAUUAAAAAAAAAAAAAUGAAAAAUACUACGUAUAGUAAUUAAACAAUGAAUUCGUACAUUGCGAGUACGAUUAGGACGUAAAAAAAUAAAAACAAAAUACACGAAAACAUCUUCAUUUACGAAGAGAAAAAAUGGAACAUUUAAACACACAUUGUUGAAACUUACCUAAAGAUAAACAUUAAUUUAAGCUCGUAUGUAUAUUUAUGUACCAAACUGUUGUAAUAAAGUAUUGCUACUGCA